UUGAUCGAUCAGCUGUCCCGCCGAUACCUCUUCUUCCAUUUAGCCGCACGUGUUGCAGUUGUUUUCAAUUUUCAAUUAUGUCCAAAUUUCUAUCCUAUUAUAAUCUCUUCCCCAUACCGGACCCCAAGGAGUUCCUGGGCCUGGCCUCAGACAGAGAAAAGGGCAACGUGGUAACCACCCUGGCACGCAAUGUGGUGGUAGUCCUAAACGUAAUACACAAAAAGCAGUUGUUGAGCUGGUCCUUGCCAGAGAAACUGUCGGCCAAGGUGAUAUACGAUCCCAGCAGCCAGCAUUAUGUGGGAGUUUUUGGAAAUCAUUCGCUCCGCAUUUGGGAUGUGGAUACUGCCGAUGUCUCCAAGUGCAAGAAGCUAAAGUUCCAAAAAAGCAUUGCCCAUUUGGUGGAAACAGAUCAAGAGGCUCUGGUCCUCUAUAGCGAUGGCGUCUGCCAAACUCUCUCCCAGGCCCUGGCCUCGCGUAAGGAUCAGAAAGAGGAUACGGCCGAGCAGCUGGCCCUGGCUGCCAGCAAGGCCCUAAGCAAGCCCACGGUGUACACAAUGCCGCAGGGCCAACAGGUGCUGACAUAUUUCGAAGAAACCAAAGCCACGGGCGUACUUCAGCUCAUCCGCCUGUCACUGGCAACGUCCAACCGGCGGGAAUACAGCAUUGAACGGGAAGCGGUGAGGCUUACCGGCUAUGCAGUUGUUGAAGGCGAUGCCGCGCCCCAAAUGCUGACCAUUUGGUCCGACAAGCGCAUCUUCAUGCUAAAUCUCGCCGAGCGCACUUCAGAAAGAUCACCCGGGCAAUAUGUGUCCAUGCUGGCCGAUCUGAACGUAGAGAAGAAGCUGUCGGUGCACGGCGUCUCCCGCAACUUUGCGGCCAUCUAUGGCGCCAACUAUGGGCAGGAGGGCGCCUCGCUGUUGGUCUACAACACCCAGUUCAAGGUGGUCAAUGCCAAGCAGUACUUCAAAAUGUAUCUGGAAUUCUCCCGCUUGUGGGCACGCGACGAGCACAUCCUCCUGGCCAUGGGCGAGAACAUAGCUGCCGUUCGUUACCGCACGAGCAGUGAAAUACUCGUGGACAUGCUGGGCUCCCAGUCGAGCGACACGCAAUUGAACACCAUUGAGCUGGACCACAUCAACGAGGAGGACACUCUGGAGUCGGCCAUCAAGUUUGCUGGAAACAAGAAGCACCAACAAAGCUAUGGUAAAUUGAAGGCCAAUCUAAAGAAGGUGCCUGCAGUGGAAGUAUCGGUAGCCGAUGGCAGAAAGGUGGCCUACGAUCCUCCGCAGUUGUUCGAGCAGGAGAUGAGCGAGCUCAUUAAGCAGCAUGUCCAUGGCGAGCUGAUUAGCUGCGAAAGUGGCUUGGACGAUGUGAGCGUUACCUUGAUGACAAACUAUUUCGAUGAGGGACCCAUGAACACGGCUGUGCAGGCCCUGGUGCGGCAGCUGGAGCGUAGCGGUGCCGGCGAGGAGGAGAUUAUAGAGAAGAUAUUGACGUUGUUCAUCAAGACCAAGAACACGGAACAUGUCCUAAUGUGCCUGAGACGGUACAGCAACAUAUCGGAGAAAAUGUUGGCUUGGUGCUUGCGCUACGCCCUGGAUAACACACCGAAUCCCACUGAAAUCAAUGGCCAUUCGCAAGAAGUGCCCAUGGAAACGGAUCAGACCAAUGACCAGCUCCUCAAUGCGGUGCUGGCCUGCAGCUUCGACCGAAGCGCCAUUGAGCCGCAUCUGCAGGAGCGUCUGCAGAUCUCACAUGUCCAGUAUCUGCUGAAUCACCUUUUUGUUCUGGCCAGUGAACCUAGCGCACAGCUGGAGGAGCGACCCAAUCGCGCGGCAUCGCUGGUGCAAACGGAAUCGCAGGCCCUGCAAUGGUUUGGCUCACUCCUCACAUCCCACUUUACCGUUCUGACCAUCUCCAAAGAUGAACAGCUGCUGGAAACCCUCACCAAAUGGUCAGAACUACUGGCCUUCUAUCGGGACAGCAUAUUCGAUAUGGCGGCGCUUCUGCCGCUGCUCACGAAGAUUGUGGAGAUGCGAGAGACGCGAUCCAUGUAUUCCACUGCCUGGUACGGCAUCGAGGAGGUUGUCUUAUAUUAAAACGCAGGCAGAGAUGCAUCGUGGUUCUCCCCAAAAGUUGUUUCUUAGUGCAUAGGCUAAAUAAAUGUAGAAUUGACAAGC
Drosophila obscura is the source of this 2180-nucleotide messenger RNA. RefSeq lists its product as uncharacterized. The record is from RefSeq and is a predicted model, not a curated record. NCBI's taxonomy places the organism in Eukaryota, Metazoa, Arthropoda, Insecta, Diptera, Drosophilidae. Gene Ontology annotation, cellular component: nucleus; nucleolus. The transcript has 4 exons. Gene Ontology annotation, biological process: maturation of SSU-rRNA. Gene Ontology annotation, molecular function: RNA binding. The coding region runs from base 78 to 2099 and encodes 673 amino acids.